AACCCGUAGGUCCACAGAUGACAAAGCCGACCAUUUCAUCAUCCUUAUUCUGCAUAUUUCCAAAACAAAGUCUUUUUUUCUCACUCCUACACAAUACACCCACUUGGAAUUAGAAUUAGAAUUACUGAAUUACCACUCCAAAAUGAGCAAAAUCUAUUCCUUUUCUCUCGCUGACAACAUCUGUGUCAGUGAGUCCAACAUUAGAGGAACCCUUUCCUAGUCCCUCGCAACAUCACAGACUCAAAACAACAACAUAAAACACAACUAUCUCUUGCAUCAAAAUAAACUGAAACAAAUGGAGUUAGUUCCAUACACAGACCCAGAAUCCAAAAACUCAAAUUCAUCAACCCUAGCGUGGCAAGACAUGUUCCGAUCCGCCUCAAACCUCAAACAUUCUCCAACACCACCACCGCCACCACCACCCCCUCCAACUCACGCGCCACCACCAAAACCAAACCCAGAUCAAAAUUCUCUCUCAGGCGACCCACAAGUCCGUCUUGCCCUCUACAUCGCUAUGGCUCACGCAGGCCUCGCUUUCACCAUUUUCAUCCUCUACUUCGUCGCAAAACUCCUCGACGAGUAUCUUCGCCCCAUCCAGUGGGCAAUUCUCUGUUCUAUCCCUCUCAGAGGCAUUCAACAAACACUUGUUUCGUUUUGGUCUGAGCCUCUUCAACUUGGCCUCACAGAGACUUUUCUCGCUGUCCCAGUUGCGGUUUUCCAAGUUUUCGUUCAUACCCUGAUCGAAAUUCGCCGACUUUGCUCCAGGGUCAUUCUCAGAAAGCCAAAAUCAGAGCCCCCAAGACGGUUCCGAAGUGGGUUUUCAAAGCUUUUGCGAUGGCUAUUGUCGUUUGGUAUGUUUGUUAUAGCUUAUGAGAAGUUUGGGGCAAUUGGGUCUCUGUGUUUGAUCGGAUUAGGCCUUGUUUUUAGCUCCAAAAGUGUUGAUUCGACAAUGUCGGCUGUGUCGUCUUUUCGGAGUAAUAGCUUUAGACGUACUGCUAUUAGUGCUUUUUUCACUCGUGGGAUUUUGAAGAGGUUGAAAACCAUUGUGGCAAUUGGUCUAAUUGUUGGUAUGAUUGUUGGGUUUUUAACUGGGGUCAUUUUUUUCUCUUAUAAGAUUGGUGUAGAAGGCAAAGAUGCUGUGAUUUCUUUGAAAUCACAUGUGGAGGAGAGCAAUUAUGCUGAGAGGUUAGGUAUGAAAAAGUGGAUGGAUGAGAAUGAUGUGGCUGGAAUGGUGGAUAAGUACACUACUCAGUGUUAUGAGACUGUGUUGGAUCAGGUUGAUAGUUUGGCAAUGCAGUAUAAUAUGACUGAGCUUGUCACUGGGAUUAAGCAUUUUGUGAUAAAGAAACCGGGUAAUGAUUCAGGGAAUUCAAACUCGACGGCUUUAGUUAAGCCUUCGCCUUAUACAGAGAGAUUUUUGAGCUUGAGGAAUCGGAUUAGUAAUAGGGAGUGGGGGAUGAUAUAUACAGAAUUGGAUGAUAUGUUUAGGGAAUUGAUAAUUACUCGUGAGGACUUGGUUGAGAAGGCUAAAGGGUUUGCUGUUAAAGGAAUGGAUGUGUCACAACGUGUGUUUGCUAGUAGUAGAACUGUUUUAGGGAGUGGUGCAAGGUUUGUGUUUUCCAUUGGGAAUUCUAUAGUGUCUGGAGCAGCAGAGGUCUUCCAUUUUGUGUCUCAGUCAAUGGUGUUCUUUUGGGUGUUGUAUUAUCUGAUCACUUCGGAGUCUGGUGGGGUGACUGCACAAGUAAUGUGUAUGCUUCCAAUGCCAAAUUCAGCAAGAGUUAGAUGUGUUGAGGUUCUUGAUAAGGCAAUUUCAGGUGUGCUUUUGGCUACGGCUGAGAUUGUAUUUUUUCAGGGAUGUCUCACUUGGCUUUUGUUUAGACUGUACAAGAUACAUUUCCUGUACAUGUCAACUGUGCUUGCAUUACUCAGCCCUCUAUUUCCUAUCUUUCCAUAUUGGUUGGCCACAAUUCCAGCAGCUGUGCAACUGUUACUGGAAGGAAGAUACAUAUUAGCGGCUAGCUUGUCAAUUAUUCAUCUUCUGCUUAUGGAUUAUGGUGCUUCAGAAAUUCAGGAGGACAUACCUGGUCAUAGUGCCUAUCUUACAGGGCUUAGCAUCAUUGGUGGAAUGACAUUGUUCCCUUCUGCACUUGAGGGAGCAAUUAUGGGCCCUCUGAUAACUACAGUUGUCAUCGCUCUUAAAGAUUUGUAUGCAGAAUUUGUUCUAGAAGAACCUAAGAAGAAGCAAAAAUAGAAUGCAUAAUUAAGCCUCUGCCAACUUAUCAAAAAAGAAAAGCCUCUGCCAGUAAUGGGAGCCAUUGGAACACACUACACAGCCUGUGCAAGCACAUGAUUCUUUGUCACUCUCUUCAGUGGUCAUUCAAUUUUAACAGUAAUUAUUCAAAGAUUGGCUACGAGGAUGAUGUUAGUCCCCCACCUCCACCAAUGCCUUUUCUUUUUACUGUUUCUGUAACAAUAGUUUAUCAUGUAUCCUUCUUCCAUUUUUUAGUAGCAUGUAAACAAUAGUUGUAAAUUAUUCAUCCAUGUAAGAAUUUGGAAGUACUGUUCAGUUUGAACGUAUAGGGAUUUUGAGUGUGUUGAUUUGGUUGUUAGCUUA
Molecule: messenger RNA, 2614 nt
Organism: Quercus lobata
Lineage: Eukaryota; Viridiplantae; Streptophyta; Magnoliopsida; Fagales; Fagaceae
Exons: 2
Coding region: 296-2251 (651 amino acids)
Source: RefSeq, a predicted model, not a curated record